UAUAAGACUCGCCUGGUUAUCACAACUCCACGAAAAACUCAGAAAAUCAAAAUGGCCAUGAUUACGCGCAACACCGCCACGCGCCUCCCUCUCCUCCUCCAAUCUCACCGCGCCGCAGCCGCGGUCUCUCACCUCCACACAUCGCUUCCCGCUCUCUCCCCCGCGACGACACCGACUUCCUACACCAGACCAGGCCCUCCUUCGACCUCCGCUCCUCCGCCGGGUCUCUCGAAGACGGCGGAGUUCGUGAUCUCAAAGGUAGAUGAUCUGAUGAACUGGGCCCGUAGGGGAUCGAUCUGGCCCAUGACCUUCGGGCUCGCCUGCUGCGCCGUGGAGAUGAUGCAUACAGGUGCGGCUCGCUACGAUCUGGACCGAUUCGGAAUCAUAUUCAGGCCGAGUCCUCGCCAAUCGGAUUGUAUGAUUGUCGCCGGGACGCUUACUAACAAGAUGGCUCCCGCUCUUCGCAAGGUGUAUGACCAGAUGCCCGAGCCAAGGUGGGUGAUUUCAAUGGGAAGCUGUGCCAACGGGGGUGGAUACUACCACUACUCCUACUCGGUCGUUCGAGGGUGCGACAGAAUUGUGCCAGUGGACAUAUACGUCCCUGGGUGCCCUCCAACAGCUGAGGCUCUGCUCUACGGACUCCUCCAGCUUCAGAAGAAAAUCAACAGGCGCAAGGAUUUCUUGCACUGGUGGAACAAGUGAACAAGUGACCAAAUCCUUCUUCCUAUGUUGAAGAAGUUUGUAUCAGACAAUUCUUUUACCAAAGUUUGGGGCUAAUAAAACGUGGACGUUUCAAAAGCAUGUUUCUUUGUGGUGGAGAUGCCAUGUAAAGGAUUGCGUUUCUAAGUUUGUUUUGUGGAAACUUAAAUAAACAUAAAGUUAUGUUGUCUGAAUGAGUUACUUUUGUUAUAUCUACCAGUUAACAGCUAUUGAUUCCUA
Messenger RNA from Brassica rapa (field mustard), 939 nucleotides. Its product is annotated as NADH dehydrogenase [ubiquinone] iron-sulfur protein 7, mitochondrial. Gene Ontology annotation, biological process: electron transport coupled proton transport; mitochondrial respiratory chain complex I assembly; aerobic respiration. Gene Ontology annotation, cellular component: respiratory chain complex I. Lineage: Eukaryota; Viridiplantae; Streptophyta; Magnoliopsida; Brassicales; Brassicaceae. The record is from RefSeq and is a predicted model, not a curated record. Gene Ontology annotation, molecular function: NADH dehydrogenase (ubiquinone) activity; quinone binding; 4 iron, 4 sulfur cluster binding.